AUGGCGGCAUAUGGAGCUGAUAACAAUUAUAAUUAUCUGUUUAAAGUGGUGUUGAUUGGGGACUCUGGUGUCGGUAAAUCCAACCUUCUUUCUCGAUUUACGCGAAACGAAUUCAGCCUAGAAUCGAAAUCAACCAUUGGCGUUGAGUUUACUACUCGAAGCAUUUGUGUCGAUGAUAAGAUUGUUAAGGCUCAAAUUUGUCGCACAAUCCGCGCAGUUUGUCGCACAAACAAAUUGCCGGCAACCAAUGUCACAGUGAACAUAAUCGUCGCGCAUCUAGAUCUGAAAAUCGUCGUUGUCACCGACAACCAACCAAGAGUUUCUAUGUUUCCAGAUCUGAAGCGAGAGGAUGAGGGUUUAGAUGAAGAGAUUGAGACCGAAUUAAUGCCGACACGAAAUUGA
Beta vulgaris subsp. vulgaris (sugar beet) is the source of this 402-nucleotide messenger RNA. Its product is annotated as ras-related protein RABA1f-like. The transcript has a single exon. The record is from RefSeq and is a predicted model, not a curated record. Gene Ontology annotation, cellular component: endosome. The coding region runs from base 1 to 402 and encodes 133 amino acids. NCBI's taxonomy places the organism in Eukaryota, Viridiplantae, Streptophyta, Magnoliopsida, Caryophyllales, Amaranthaceae. Gene Ontology annotation, molecular function: GTP binding; GTPase activity.